UCCAACGAUGAUUGUACGGUAUCGACACCUGCUAGCGACUACCUUGGCCUCGAUACCCUGAGCCUGCUGUCCAUGCCGCUUGCUUGCACAGCAACCCCACCGACACUAUGCCUGGUCUCCCAUCUACCGUAGACCUCGACGAGUGCAUAUCGCGGCUGUCGAAGAAGGAGCUGCUUGCCGAGUCGGUCAUCGAGGCAAUAUGCGCCAAGACGAAAGAGCUUCUUAUGAAGGAGAGCAACGUAGUGCACAUCAGAGCGCCCGUGACCGUCGUCGGCGACAUCCACGGCCAGUUCUUCGACAUGAUGGAGAUUUUUAAGAUUGGAGGGCCAUGUCCAGACACAAACUACCUCUUCCUUGGUGACUACGUCGACCGCGGCCUGUUCUCAGUCGAGACCAUAUCGCUGCUGGUGUGCCUGAAGCUCCGCUACCCACACCGAGUCCAUCUCAUUCGCGGCAACCACGAGUCGCGCGGUGUUACCCAAUCCUACGGUUUCUACACUGAGUGUUCCCGAAAAUAUGGCAACGCAAACGUGUGGCAUUAUUUCACCGACAUGUUCGAUUUCCUGACGCUAUCUGUGGUCAUCAACGACCAAAUCUUCUGCGUCCACGGCGGUCUAUCGCCCUCGAUACAUUCCAUCGAUCAGAUCAAGAUCAUCGAUCGCUUCCGAGAGAUCCCACACGAAGGGCCCAUGGCAGAUUUGGUUUGGAGCGAUCCUGACCCAGAACGAGACGAGUUCUCGCUCAGCCCUCGCGGAGCAGGAUAUACAUUCGGCGCGCAAGUCGUGAAGAAAUUCCUAGAGGUCAACGCCAUGUCGCACAUUCUGCGAGCACAUCAGCUGUGCCAAGAGGGCUUUCAAGUUCUCUUUGAUGAUCGACUAAGCACUGUAUGGAGUGCUCCCAACUACUGCUAUCGGUGCGGGAACAUGGCCAGCGUGCUAGAGGUUAGCGAUACCGGCGAACGCUUCUUCAAUGUUUUCGAUGCUAGCCCGGACAAUGAUCUACACAGAGCUGAGCAGCAGCAGCAGCAAGGCAAAGAAGUGACAACUGAGUACUUCCUAUGAUACCCGCAGUACCUACCCACGCUUUAUGGCUUCGGCAUGGGCUUGCAUGUUCCUCUGUGUAGAUUGUUUAACAUAAGACAUCCCGGGUCCUCUGAAGAAAUGAGGUGGCAGAUAUCAGAUGGGAACCAUCUCCAGCAUCUUAAUUGGCAACCACUUCAUGGCGGGACUCUAUUCAAACCUGAU
Boeremia exigua is the source of this 1244-nucleotide messenger RNA. Its product is annotated as Ser/Thr protein phosphatase-like protein catalytic subunit. Gene Ontology annotation, molecular function: protein serine/threonine phosphatase activity. Gene Ontology annotation, cellular component: FAR/SIP/STRIPAK complex. Gene Ontology annotation, biological process: peptidyl-serine dephosphorylation. The transcript has 3 exons. The coding region runs from base 108 to 1061 and encodes 317 amino acids. The record is from RefSeq and is a predicted model, not a curated record. Lineage: Eukaryota; Fungi; Ascomycota; Dothideomycetes; Pleosporales; Didymellaceae.